Molecule: messenger RNA, 1446 nt
Organism: Akanthomyces muscarius
Lineage: Eukaryota; Fungi; Ascomycota; Sordariomycetes; Hypocreales; Cordycipitaceae
Exons: 8
Coding region: 1-1446 (481 amino acids)
Molecular function (GO): protein binding
Source: RefSeq, a predicted model, not a curated record
AUGAUCUUCUCCAGCGUUGCUCUGGUCCUGGCCAGCCAGCUGGUGGCCAAGGCUGCCGCUUCCCCGGCUACCUCUGUCAGCAAGCGCUCGCCGCUGGGCAUCAGCCUACCCCCUCUGAUUCCCUCUAUUCCCGGCGUGACGGAGCCCCUGGUUGACUUGGCGCCGCCUCUGCCUAUUCUGCAGAUUCCGACGCCACCGCUCGACAGCCCGGCGUUUGAGACCAAGGACAUCAAGCCCAAGAAGAUUGGCUACAUCUGGACCGGUGCCGGUGACAACCACCACAAAGAUUUCCUGACGGCCAUCAGUCUUGAUGAUGACACAUUCGGAGAGAUUAUCCACAUUGCGGAUGUGCCCACCAGUGGCAACUCGCCUCAUCAUCUUGGAACCUCCCUGGAUGGCAAGACCCUCGUCGGUGGUGGUCUCCUGUCGCUGCUAAAGACGCAGGAUACCGCGUUUUACUGGGACUCGAGCGAUCCUUACCACCCCAAGUUCUCUCACAGCAACAGAGCCCUGCUCAGCUCCAUCACUGAUGAGAUCCGUGCCAAGCCCGAGGGUGGUUUCCUGAUUACCUACAUGGGAAGUGCGCUUGGAACUUCUCCCGGUCGCCUGGUCGAGACCGAUGCCAAGGGCAACAUUAUCCACGAGUGGCCCGAGGACGUUGACGGCACGCUCAACAUUCUUGGAGAGCAGUUCAGCCCUCACGGCCUGAGUGUCGACUUUGAGAAGAACCUCAUCCUCACCUCUGACUUUGUCGUCCCGCUCAGCAUUCUGAAGCCCGUCUCUGCUCUGGGCAUUCAAAAGGCCAACACUCUGCGUCUGUGGACUCUGAACGAUCGCAAGAUUAUCUCCACCAUCACCAUCCCUGAUGGCCAAGGUAUUCAGGAUGUCAAGUUUAUCCCCGGUAACAAGGAGAGCGCUGCCCUCGCCACUGCUGUCAAGAAUGGCCAGGUCUGGAUCAUCUACCCUUUCCGCAAGGAUGCCAACGGCAAGCAGGGUGUCGCCGAGCUCCUCUACGAACUCGGCCCCAAGGCUAAGGAGUCGGUCGCCAUCUACUCGGACAUUUCCGACGACGGAAAGUUUGCCUAUUUUACCCUCACUGUCGGCAACCACGUCGCCGCUCUCGACAUCUCCGACCUCAACAACGUCAAGCGCCUCGACAACCCCGACGAGCAGCAGCCCAUCAUUGGUCCCCACUACGUCAAGAUUUCGCCCGACAAGAAGAACCUCCUCGUCUGCGGCUACUUUGUGCAGGCUGGCGAUAUUUCGGUCCUCAAUACCCCCGGUGACUACAAGGUCCACUGGAUUGACAUCCUCGACAACGGUGCUCUCAGCUUCAACCGCACUGUCGACUUUGAGACUAUCUUCACCCGCACUCGCGGCGGUGCUCGACCUCACAGCGCCGUCAUCUUUGAUCUUUCGGACCCCAACCACCCGAUCUACUACUAG